Molecule: messenger RNA, 1412 nt
Organism: Zophobas morio
Lineage: Eukaryota; Metazoa; Arthropoda; Insecta; Coleoptera; Tenebrionidae
Product: beta-1,3-glucan-binding protein-like
Exons: 6
Coding region: 27-1412 (461 amino acids)
Biological process (GO): carbohydrate metabolic process
Molecular function (GO): carbohydrate binding; hydrolase activity, hydrolyzing O-glycosyl compounds
Source: RefSeq, a predicted model, not a curated record
UUGGUGUGUUCGCAGUUGUAUCUAGUAUGAAACUGACAGUGAUAGUGUUACUUGUGCAGCUGAAGUUCAGUUUUACUUCGUUCGUCAUACCUGCGGCUCGAGUAGAAGAAUGCAAACCUACAGGACUACGCGUAUCAAUUCCGGAUAUUAAAGGAAUCAAACUAUUUUCCUUCCAUGGAAAAAUCAAUGAAAUUUUUAAUAAAAAAGAAAUAGGGACAAUUUCAGCAAAUAUUGUGAAACCAGUUAAUAACAGGUGGACCUUUUAUGAUCCGAAUAUUAAUCUCAGACAGACCGACAUUUUUUAUUAUUGGUUGGAAAUUGUUUACUUCGAUGGAAAACACAAUACUACAUACACAUCACCUUUUAAACAACAUGUAGUAAAUUUGAAUAACCCACUUCCCUCGAACAGAACAUUUAAAAGAGAAUCAAACUCAACUUGUAAACUGGGUGUUACACAAGUUAACCUGCGUCGAGUUUGUAGCGGAAAAUUAAUCUUAAAUGAAAAUUUUGACCAACGAAAUAGGCACUUAUGGCUUUAUGAAUAUAGGUUUUCUGGAAAACCAGAUUACGAAUUUGUUGGUUACACUCCUUUUAGAUCUGACAUUCUUGGCGUAUCAGGGGGUUACUUAAAAAUUCGACCCACUUCAUUUAGAGACAGUUACAUUACCUCUGAAGGAGAAGUCGAUUUAGGAAAUUUUUGUACUGGAGUUCAUGGUACCACCGACUGUGUCCAAAAACCAGAUGCCUUCAUAAUCCGACCUCCUGUAGGUUCAGCCCAAAUUUCAACUCGAACCAAAUGGUCAUUUAAAUACGGAAAAAUUGAAAUUCGUGCCAAAUUACCUGAAGGUGACUGGAUCUACCCAGAAUUAUUCCUAAAUCCGGCCAAUGACGUCUACGGUCCCGGUUACGCUUCUGGACAAAUUAGGAUAGCAUUCGUUGAAGGUAACAGAGCUACGAAUUACAUUUUGCAAGGUGGGUGUAUUUUGGGAAGUAAUAAAGCUGGCAGAAACUACUUGAUGAGAAGUACCAGAAAAAACAACGCAUGGAGCGCCAGUUUUCAUGUUUUUUCUGUAAAAUGGCACCCAGGUAUAAUUCAGGUCAUGGUUGACAACAUGGUUUACGCAAAUAUAUUUCCUCCAAAAGAGGGAUUUGUUAAAUACGCUGAUUAUUUGAAUCUAGAAAAUGUAGAGAAGUGGCGGAACGGUAGUCCUUUAGCUCCGUUUGAUAAAGAAAUGUAUGUAACGCUUGGUGUGGGCGUUGGAGGUCAGAGUUUCGAAGAUCGUCGUGCUAAACCUUGGAGGAACGAUGAUCCUAAGGCUCAAAAAAGAUUUUAUGAAGCGAAAGCACAGUGGAGUAAGACAUGGACCAAUUCUACUCUUUUUGUAGAUUAUGUGAAAAUCUGGGCCUUAUAA